This is a messenger RNA of Notodromas monacha, 969 nucleotides long. NCBI's taxonomy places the organism in Eukaryota, Metazoa, Arthropoda, Ostracoda, Podocopida, Cyprididae. The record is from the annotation of a GenBank genome assembly.
AUGGAGUCUGGAUUUAACUGCCUGGGGCAAAGACUCAGGCGCCAUGUGUGUGAUAGACGAGCACCAUCACCACGGAACCAUCACUCUUCGAGGUGCAACAGCAGCCAUGGCUUAUUCAGGAUGAAUGCCAACGAGGCUCUACUUUACAACGACUUCCAGAACGAUGAGGAGGAGUCACUCGACAGGUUUUCUGUGAGUGUUGACCAAGAAGAUAAUGCCAGAUUGGAGGCAGACUCUGACGAAUCUGAUGUGGAUGCUAAGGUGGAUCGAAACGAGGCAAUGGCUGACGCUGCUGGUACUGCAUUGAAGAGCAGUGAUUCAAGGAAUGUGGGUGAAGAUGAGGCUAUCACAGGAGCUCAAAGCAAGAUAUCUGACCCAAAUGUGCAGCCAAAAGUGGUAUCACGCAGAUCCAGAAGUAGACGCAGACGUCGGCCUAGAAAAUCUGCAGCCUCAAAAUCAAGAGGGAGCAGAUAUCAUGAUGACACAACCUAUGAUGAUGAUGGAGAGCCUGUAACGCAGUGCUUGCACUUGGAUGAUGAUAGAUCCAGAGAAUCAAGAUUGAGGAGAUUGAGGAAGAGUGCCAGGGCUCACAAGCCCUGUGACUGUUGUCCAAAGCCAUGCCCACCACCUUGUCCAAAGCCAUGCUGUUGUCCACCACCUUGCCCAAAACCAUGUCCACCUCCUGUGUCCACCUCCAUGCUGUCCCCCACCAUGCCCAAAACCAUGUUGUCCACCUCCAUGCUGUCCACCACCUUGUCCAAAGCCAUGCUGUUGUCCACCACCUUGCCCAAAACCAUGUUGCCCACCACCUUGCUGUCCACCACCUUGCCCCAAGCCAUGUUGUCCACCACCUUGCCCCAAGCCAUGUUGUCCACCACCCUGCCCCAAGCCAUGUUGCCCACCACCCUGUCCAAAGCCAUGUUGCCCACCACCCUGUCCAAAGCCAUGUUGCCCACCACCAUGCCCUAA